ACAAUCAGCUGAGAUUCAGCGCUGUUGCCAUGGCUGCAGAGGCCGCAGAGGUUUUGAUCGCUCGUGGACCUGUGCCCGCUGAAGCAGAGCUUGGGACGUGGAUCCCUGCGAAUUGGAGGACUUCAGCCUCUGCAGGCGUUUUGGGCUUGGCAUUAGCUGGCCCAGCUGGAGGUUUCCUGGGAGUGGUGAAUACUGUCAUUACUGGCCCUGAAGCAAUGCAGCCAGAGUCUGCACUGGGGCAAGCCACGCAUUACACAGUUGCCACUGGCCUUGUUGUUGCCUGUGUGGCUGGCGGUCACAUCCUACUGGCAACUGCUGGCAUUGCUGGCUUGAGCUUCAAUGCUGCGCAAUAUAUGAUGGAGCCAGGAGCAGACUGCAAUCAUGACAGCCAAGUGAAUGAAGGUGAAGCGAGAGAAGAGGAGCAAGACACAGAGUCCUUGGCGUCCGUGGAUGACGAGCUUGCAGAUGAGAUUCAGGAUGUGUCGGAUGUGCCUCCCCCGCAGAGCUGGCUUUCGAGCUUGCCGUGCUUUGCAGGAUGUGCCGGAUGGAUGUUCUCUUCCGCAGCGCCAGUGUCUGAAGAACCAGAUUUGGACGUGGGAGAGCAAAGGAAACAUUUGCUCCGACGCAGCCACCGCAAUUUGAGGGAGUUGGAGGGAAGUGACGCAUCUUUUCUCCUCUUCGAGACUACGAAUCUUCCAAAGCCAAAGAUUCAAAGACGCUGCGAUGCUGCAAUGCUUCGUCCUGUCACACCUCUGGCAUUGAACAACGGAGGUAAAGAAGCAAUUGUAAACGAAUACUUCACCGGGCACGUGCUGAUGAUGCAUCGCCCGAUGGAGACACAGACACAGCAGACGCCAGCUCGGUAUUCUGAGUACUUUGCGAAGAAGACCCGUCGGUGGGAACUGCGACUGCAAGGUAGAUUUCACAAGCGUCCAAACGGCAAGCUCUACAUGGGCGUGGUCUUGAGGGAUUUUGACUACAGCGUGCCUCUGAGCUUUUUCACAUCCUGGCUAAGCACUCUCAGCAUCACACCACUGGAGUAUGUUGUUGGAAGCAAAGUCACCCUCAACUUCGGAGAUAGGGAGCAGGCCACAGAUCAGAAGCAGCCACUCAUCAAUCUUGGUUGCUUAACUCGUUUGUGUUGUCACGGCUUAUUAGAGUCAAGUGCCAUGGGCAAAGCUAGGGUAAAUUGCCAUAUUGGGGGAUGGUAA
Messenger RNA from Cladocopium goreaui, 1211 nucleotides. Lineage: Eukaryota; Dinophyceae; Suessiales; Symbiodiniaceae. The record is from the annotation of a GenBank genome assembly.